AUGGACAAAUACGCCAAACGCAAGGUCGCCGCGAGAGACGCCGGCGGAUGCCUGAUAUGCGACAGUCGCACGGUCACGGUCCUCCACUGUGCCGCGAGCGGCGAUUGGUUUUUUUGCUGUGACCUGCAUCUGCAGGACAACCCGCAGUUUGCGCAGCCAAACUAUACGCCCGCGUACCACGCCGCAUGCCGCCGCGUCGCAGACCUUGCCAGCCGCCUUGCCGCCUCCGAAAAGGCUGCCGCCGCCGGAUGGGACAGCUGGCUCGGCCGCUUCGCCGCCUCCAAGAAGAAGCCUGCGGUCCCCGCCAAGGACGGUAAUGUGUCCGCGCAGGGCCAGGACAAGACAGAGGACAAAGAGGAGAAGCCUGCGGAGGUCUCUGCGGCGGAUCUGCGCCGCGAAUACGAACGGGAACUGGCCACGGUAGCGACUCUCCGCAAUAAGCCGGCUACAUACACACUCAGUGCGGUCAUGCUGACGUCUCGUCUCGAGCGCCGGACGCGCGUGGCAGCACGCGCAGAACGGGCUCGUGAAGAGGAACAGGCAUAUAGCAACACUGAUCCGCAGCAACUACUGCAAACAUACCAUUUCCCAGAGCUGCCUAAGCCGAAGCGGUAG
Molecule: messenger RNA, 615 nt
Organism: Eremothecium gossypii ATCC 10895
Lineage: Eukaryota; Fungi; Ascomycota; Saccharomycetes; Saccharomycetales; Saccharomycetaceae
Gene: VFA1
Product: Vfa1p
Exons: 1
Coding region: 1-615 (204 amino acids)
Biological process (GO): vacuolar transport
Cellular component (GO): endosome
Source: RefSeq, marked provisional